This is a messenger RNA of Didymodactylos carnosus, 230 nucleotides long. The record is from the annotation of a GenBank genome assembly. Lineage: Eukaryota; Metazoa; Rotifera; Eurotatoria; Philodinida; Philodinidae.
AUGAAUGAGGUUGAACCCUCGUACAUGAUACCAACACGUAAUUAUUUUCGAGAUGUUGUGAUAAAAAAACAGUGUGAAGAAGUGGGUGUUCAACUUCGCAAAGAAUUGAAUGAUGCUAAAUGGGUUGCUGUGACAAGUGAUAUGUGGUCGUCCGAUGCCAAAGUGAAUUAUAUUACGAUAACAGCCCACUAUACUGAUGAACAAUUUGUUGCACAUAAUCGGGUUUUAGA